Messenger RNA from Sitophilus oryzae (rice weevil), 1087 nucleotides. RefSeq names its product odorant receptor Or2-like. Gene Ontology annotation, molecular function: olfactory receptor activity; odorant binding. Lineage: Eukaryota; Metazoa; Arthropoda; Insecta; Coleoptera; Curculionidae. Gene Ontology annotation, biological process: sensory perception of smell; detection of chemical stimulus involved in sensory perception of smell. Gene Ontology annotation, cellular component: plasma membrane. The coding region runs from base 54 to 929 and encodes 291 amino acids. The transcript has 7 exons. The record is from RefSeq and is a predicted model, not a curated record.
ACAACACGAUAUUGUUGUUAAAAAAUAUCAUAGAUGAAGAAAAGGCUGUAAGAAUGUCUGCAGAGGAUGAUGUUAUAAAAUAUUACUUUCAUCAAAUAGCUAUUUGGAGAAUUGUGACAUGGACUAUAGUGACACUCUUGUAUAUCGUAAUAUAUUCAUAUAUUUUCUUUGGCAUAUAUGAUAAUAUCGAGAAGAACAAAUUCCACAAAAUAAUGAACGAGUCUUUGGAAAUACCUAAUAUAUAUCCAAUAUUGUUUCCUGCAAAGACCGAACACCUUACCUCCUUCUAUUACUUAAAUGUUUUCCUGGCAACUGUUGUUGCCCCAACAUAUACAAGCUCAUUCUUUAUAGUAACCACUUGCAUGAUAUUUGGUGCAAUCCAACUAAAAAUCUUUCAAAUCAGAAUUAAGAAGAUUCAUGAAACUGCUAAAAGUGCCCAGUACGAAAGUAAAGAAGCCCAGUACGAUGGUGAUGUAGCAUUGGUUUUGAAUGAAUUUAUUAGAAAACAUCAAGAAUUAAUAGAGUUUAUUACAAACUUGAAUAAGACUACAAAAUAUAUUACAUUUGUAGAGUUUUUAGUAAGUUCUCUUAAUUGUGCCUCAAUUGUAACUUCUCUUAUUAAGAUUAAGUCUUGGGAUGCUAAUUUACUUAUUAUAAUCACAUAUAUUUUGGCUUUGACAAUUCAAAUUUUUGCUUAUGCCUGGGCUGCCAAUGAAAUUAAAGUACAUAGUCUUGGUAUUGCCGAUGCACUGUUCGAAAGUGAUUGGUAUCACUUUAACAAGAAAUGCAGAAAGAUGGUCCUGAUAAUGCUAAUGAGAGCUCAAAAACCAUUGUAUAUGAGUAUUGGUCCAUUUGGAUCUAUGACAAAUGAAACUGCACUACUGAUGAUAAAGGCGUCCUAUUCGUAUGUUGCCUUUAUGAAAGAUUAGAAAAGGAACCCAACCUAAUAUUUAAUGAAACUACUGAAACUAGGUCCUUAACCUGGUUUAAAAUGUACUUAAGAGAAGCAUUGAAAAUAUUAUAAAUUAUUUUGAUUUUAUUAAUUUUUAAUGCACGCCACAUCACAUUUACUGUAUUUUAGUUACGA